Messenger RNA from Lymnaea stagnalis (great pond snail), 438 nucleotides. NCBI's taxonomy places the organism in Eukaryota, Metazoa, Mollusca, Gastropoda, Lymnaeidae. The record is from the annotation of a GenBank genome assembly.
AUGUGGAAAGGUAUUGAGGGCUCCAGCAAGGAGAUAUGGAAGGUAGGUAACAUUUCUGUCAUUCAAUUUGUAAGAUUAUCCCCACCCUCUCUCCCCCCUGGGAGAGUUGUACUUCAGUAUGUGAGCUUAGAGAGUCCUGUAAAAUAAUAGACUUAUUUUUAUGUUUGUCCCCCAGAAUAGAUGUCAGGUGCUUACCUGGGUAUUUGAGCUUGGAGAGUUCUGUGAGAUAAUGGCUUAUUAUUAACUGUUGAUCCUCAGGAGAGAUGUCAGGUGUUUACCUGGAUAGAUGAGCUCAGGGAGUCCCAUGAGCCGAUCCGGCCCCCUGAGGAGAUCAAGAGACGUCUCCUCGAGAUGAUGCUGCACAACUGUAUGAUGGACAUUGGCAGCUCCGGUGUCCAGACUCCACUGGCCCUCUCAGAAAAUGCCAUCGAACUCAUC